Molecule: messenger RNA, 486 nt
Organism: Symbiodinium sp. CCMP2456
Lineage: Eukaryota; Dinophyceae; Suessiales; Symbiodiniaceae
Source: the annotation of a GenBank genome assembly
AUGGGCUCAGGUACAACCUUUGCCAUAGGCGGCUUUGUCAAGCUUUCGGUGGCUACACUGUGGUUCAGCGAACAGUUUUCUGUUGCCGAUUUUGCUUUUGCAGGCAUCGAGUUCCCAGGUCGCAUGCAUGUCAGGAUUCCAAGCUGGUCGGACAACACAGGCGCUGAAUCGGUGAGCAACAAGCUUUUUACGUCCUCGUACCCCCUCAGCAUCUUUGCCCAGCGUCUUGCAUUGUUUAGCUGCUUUUCGGGUAUCGAACUGGAUACUACUCAUAUAUCUGGUUCUCGCAAUGAACUUGCUGAUUGGCUCUCGCGUUGGAAUGGCACAGAUGCUCUUCCUUCGGGCAUUGUCCAGGAUUUCAGGAUUCGCCUUGAUCUUCGUCAGCUUUGGUUCAGGGAACGCUGUGUCUCUUUCCAUCCUGGAGAUUUUGAGCCAGGUUGGUCAGCACCUACGUUGCAGCUUUUUCGCGACCAAGACAACCACUGA